CCCGCCGCGGUCGGCGACGACGCAGACGGCGGGCGCGCGGAGUCGGACGGCGAGGGCGCGUCGGACGGCGAGGGCGCGUCGGACGGCGAGGGCGCGUCGGACGGCGAGGGCGCGUCGGACGCCGAGGGCGCCGACGACGCCGAGGGCGCCGACGACGCCGAGGGCGCCGACGACGCCGAGUGCGCCGACAAGGCCGAGGGCGCCGACAAGGCCGAGGCCGUGCAGCGCGAGCCCUCGUUCAGGAGGUCACUCGGCAUGAAGCGCCCGAAGCUCAUCGCCGACGAUUGCAUCGGCAAGUGGCAGCUCGGCUUCGACCAG
This is a messenger RNA of Prorocentrum cordatum, 318 nucleotides long. The record is from the annotation of a GenBank genome assembly. NCBI's taxonomy places the organism in Eukaryota, Dinophyceae, Prorocentrales, Prorocentraceae.